UACGAAGCAUGAAUCUGAGAAUACUCUUGUUUCAGGGCUGACGGCUGAUGCCAGAAUAGUUAUAAAUAGAGCUCGUGUGGAGUGUCAAAGCCACAGGCUUACAGUGGAGGAUCCCGUCACCGUGGAGUACAUCACACGUUACAUUGCUAGCCUGAAGCAGAGAUACACACAAAGCAACGGUCGCAGACCUUUUGGUAUCUCUGCUCUAAUCGUGGGAUUUGACUUUGAUGGAACCCCCCGGCUGUACCAGACCGAUCCCUCUGGUACAUACCAUGCCUGGAAGGCUAAUGCCAUUGGCAGAGGAGCCAAAUCUGUGCGUGAAUUUCUGGAGAAAAACUAUACUGAUGAAGCCAUUGAAACAGAUGAUCUAACUAUUAAGCUUGUCAUCAAGGCUCUCCUUGAGGUUGUGCAGUCUGGUGGGAAGAACAUUGAGCUGGCGGUUAUGAGGCGAGAACAGCCGCUGAAGAUCCUAAACCCUGAAGAAAUUGAGAAGUAUGUUGCUGAAAUUGAAAAAGAAAAGGAAGAAAAUGAAAAGAAAAAGCAGAAGAAAACAUCAUGAUGAAUGAAAUUCAGCUGCUUAGCUGCUUCUUUUUAAUUCAAGUGAUGGGCUAUUCUGUAUAGACAACAUGUAGGCAUUCCACUUAUUCAUACUGUGCCCCUCUUGAGACCUACAAUAAACCUACUGAUUUUUUUUUAAAGCUGUUAUUUUAAAAAAAAAAAAAGCU
Molecule: messenger RNA, 725 nt
Organism: Phaethon lepturus (White-tailed tropicbird)
Lineage: Eukaryota; Metazoa; Chordata; Aves; Phaethontiformes; Phaethontidae
Gene: PSMA7
Product: proteasome (prosome, macropain) subunit, alpha type, 7
Exons: 5
Cellular component (GO): nucleus; proteasome core complex, alpha-subunit complex; proteasome core complex
Source: RefSeq, a predicted model, not a curated record